Molecule: messenger RNA, 3480 nt
Organism: Gadus morhua (Atlantic cod)
Lineage: Eukaryota; Metazoa; Chordata; Actinopteri; Gadiformes; Gadidae
Product: glutamate receptor ionotropic, kainate 3
Exons: 16
Coding region: 318-3461 (1047 amino acids)
Biological process (GO): monoatomic ion transport
Cellular component (GO): membrane
Molecular function (GO): ligand-gated monoatomic ion channel activity; signaling receptor activity
Source: RefSeq, a predicted model, not a curated record
CAUAGAGGAGAGGAGAGUAGGAGAGGAGACGCCGAGGCGAGGCGAGGAGAGGAGAGGAGACGCCGAGGAGAGGAGCCUGCUGGACGGCAGUGGAUCACUGAUCUGUGUGAAGGACCAGAGGAGACUCGCUCCGUCCACAGCUGGAGAAUGCUGCACCAAGUCGGACAAUGAGAGCCGCUCCGUCGUCACAUCCCCGCUCUUCUCUCGGCUCCAGUCCCGCCGCGGCUCGCUGAAGAGAGUCUCUGAGAAGAGGCUCUAAGGAGAGGCGCUGAAGUGUCUGUGGAUUUUAAAAAAGUGGAUACCGCGACUUUGCAAUCAUGCGAAACAUUUGGGUUUGUCCGCGGAGUUGGAUGUUGGAAUACUGGACGGCCGUGUUGGCGUGUGCGUUUUGGGUUCGAGUCUCCCACGGGAUGCCUCACGUUAUCAGAAUAGGGGGGAUCUUCGAGCAGACGGAGGGCCCCGUGCCCCUGGUCAGCGCCGAGGAGCUGGCCUUCAAGUUUGCGGUGAACAACAUCAACAGGAACCGGACGCUGCUGCCCAACACCACGCUGACCUACGACAUCCAGAGGAUCAACAUCUACGACAGCUUCGAGGCCUCCAGGAAGGCCUGUGACCAGCUGUCUCUGGGCGUGGUGGCCAUCUUCGGGCCGUCCCACAGCUCCUCGUCCAACGCCGUCCAGUCCAUCUGCAACGCCCUGGAGGUCCCUCACGUGCAGGUGCGCUGGAAGCACCACCCCAUGGACAACAGAGACACCUUCUACACCAACCUGUACCCCGACUACUCCUCCCUCAGCUAUGCCAUCCUGGACCUGGUGCAGCACCUCAAGUGGAAGACGGCCACGGUGGUUUAUGAUGACAGUACAGGUCUGAUCCGGCUCCAGGAGCUCAUCAUGGCCCCCUCCCGGUACAACAUCCGGCUGAAGAUCCGCCAGCUGCCUCUGGACUCCCAGGACACCCGGCCGCUCCUGAAGGAGAUGAAGAGAGGCCGCGAGUUCCGCAUCAUCUUCGACUGCAGCCACCAGAUGGCCGCGCAGAUCCUCAAACAGGCCCAGACCAUGGGGAUGAUGACCGAGUACUACCACUACCUCUUCACUACCCUGGACCUGAUGGCCAUCGACCUUGACCCCUACCGCUUCUGUGGGGUCAACCUGACAGGCUUCAGGAUCCUCAACGUGGACAACCCCCAAGUGGCCUCCAUCGUGGAGAAGUGGUCCAACGAGAGACAGAUCCCCCACAAGGCCGACUCCGGGCUGCUGGAGGGAGUCAUGACGACAGACGCGGCGCUGACCUACGACGCGGUGCACAUCGUGUCCGUGUCCUACCAGCAUGCGCCCCAGAUGACCGUCAACUCGCUGCAGUGCCACCGGCACAAACCCUGGAGGUUCGGGGGCCGCUUCAUGAGCUUCAUCAAGGAGUCCCACUGGGACGGCCUGACGGGCCGACUGUCCUUCAACAAGACCACUGGCCUGAGGACUGACUUCGACCUCGACAUCAUCAGCCUGAAGGAGGAUGGGCUCGAGAAGGUGGGCAAGUGGAGCGCGUCCGGAGGUCUGAACAUCACCGAGCUGCCGAAGCGUAAAGGGAUGAACAUCACCGACUCCCUGGCCAACCGCUCCCUCGUCAUCUCCACCAUCCUGGAGGAGCCGUACGUCAUGCUUAAAAAGUCUGACAAGGCGCUGGUGGGGAACGACCGCUUCGAAGGCUUCUGCAUCGACCUGCUGAAGGAGCUGGCCAACAUCCUGGGCUUCUCCUACGAGAUCCGGCUGGUGCCCGACGGACGCUACGGCUCGCAGGACGACAAGGGCCAGUGGAACGGCAUGGUCCGCGAGCUCAUCGAGCACCGAGCUGACCUGGCCGUUGCCCCCCUCACCAUCACCUACAUGAGGGAGAAGGUGGUGGACUUCUCCAAGCCCUUCAUGGGCAUGGGCAUCAGCAUCCUCUACCGCAAGCCCAACACCACCAACGCCGGCUUCUUCUCCUUCCUGAACCCCAUGACCCCUGACAUCUGGGUCUACAUCCUGCUGGCCUACCUGGGCGUCAGCUGUGUGCUCUUUGUCAUCGCCAGGUUCAGCCCCUACGAGUGGUACGACGCCCAUCCCUGUAACCCCGGCUCCGACGUGGUGGAGAACAACUUCACCCUCUUCAACAGCUUCUGGUUCGGAGUGGGGUCCCUGAUGCAGCAAGGUUCAGAGCUGAUGCCCAAGGCCCUUUCCACCAGGAUCAUCGGGGGCAUCUGGUGGUUCUUCACCCUGAUCAUCAUCUCCUCCUACACCGCUAACCUGGCCGCCUUUCUCACCAUCGAGAGGAUGGACUCGCCCGUGGAGUCCGCCGACGACAUCGCCAAGCAGACCCGCAUCGACUACGGCGUGGUGAAAGACGGCGCCACCAUGACCUUCUUCAAGAAGUCCAAGGUGUCCACCUUUGAGAAGAUGUGGGCGUUCAUGAGCAGCAAGCCGAGCUCGUCGCUGGUCAAGUCCAUCGAGGAGGGCAUCCAGCGGGUGCUCCGCUCUGACUACGCCCUGCUGAUGGAGUCCACCACCAUCGACUACAUCACCCGCCGCAACUGUAACCUCACACAGGUGGGGGGCAUCAUCGACAGCAAGGGCUAUGGCGUGGGCACGCCCCUCGGAUCUCCCUACAGGGACAAGGUGACCAUCGCCAUCCUGAGCAUCCUGGAGGACGGCCGGCUGCACAUGCUGAAGGAGAAGUGGUGGAGCGGCACCAGCUGCCAGGGGGAGGAGCGGCGGGAGAGUGGCCCCAUGGGCAUCCAGAACCUGGGCGGCAUCUUCAUCGUGCUGGCCUCCGGCCUGGUGCUCUCCGUGUUCGUGGCCAUCGCAGAGUUCGUCUACAAGCUGAGGAAGACGGCCGAGCGCGAGCAGGUCUUUGUGCAGUGCCAUGGUGGACGAGAUCAGACUGUCCUUCACCUGCGAGAGGCGUGUCAAACACCGAGCCCCUCCCCCUCCUCCUCCGCCGCCACCGCCGCCGAGCAAGAUGGACGCCGUGAUCAACAUGCACACGUACAGCGACCGCCGACUCCCGGGAAAGGACACGACCUGCAGCCCUGGGAGGAGCCACGUGUUCCCGUGACGACCGGCCCGCCGCUGCCCGGGAAGGCCCUCCUGCUGAGCCGGCUGCCGUUCCCCUCGGAGCCUCGGGACAACGGCCUGGACCUCCCCCUCCCCCGCUUCAUCUCCCACGGCGACCACCACGGCCCCCACUCCAUCUCCCACGGCGACCACCACGGCCCCCUCUCCGUCUCCCACGGCGACCACCACGGCCCCCUCUCCGUCUCCCACGGCGACCACCACGGCCCCCUCUCCAUCUCCCACGGCGACCACCACGGCCCCCUCUCCGUCUCCCACGGCGACCACCACGGCCCCCUCUCCAUCUCCCAUAGCAACAUGAGCACCCUCACCAAGCACGGGCAACUCAAGAUGGCCGCCUCGGCGACACAGGUAUGACCUCACCCACCCCCGCCUC